Oncorhynchus tshawytscha (Chinook salmon) is the source of this 985-nucleotide messenger RNA. RefSeq names its product zinc finger protein RFP-like. The transcript is spliced from 2 exons. The coding region runs from base 578 to 985 and encodes 135 amino acids. Gene Ontology annotation, molecular function: protein binding. The record is from RefSeq and is a predicted model, not a curated record. NCBI's taxonomy places the organism in Eukaryota, Metazoa, Chordata, Actinopteri, Salmoniformes, Salmonidae.
UACUACAUGUCUAUCUUAUUGCACCGUUUCCGACCUGGGCCCAGACCACAGCAGGACAGAUCAAGAGUGAGUUUGCGAAGCUCCGCCAGUUCCUGAGAGCGGAGGAGGAGGCCAGACUGGAAGCUCUGGAACAGGAGGAGAGCAAGAAGACCGGGUUACUGACUGAGAGGAUCAACCGCCUCACCGAUGACAUGACUUCCCUCUCUGAGAGAAUCUCAGACAUACAGCACAGGAUGAAAACAGAUGAUGUCUCAUUCUUGCAGAUUCAUCUCACAUAUUUUAACAAUGUUCUAUGUUCACGGUACAACUGUUAAAUGUACUGAGGCUUUCUCAAAUAAUUUUUUUUUUUUUUUUUACUGUGAUCCAUGUGUUUUUGUUUCAGAUAUACAAGGACUUGAAAGACGGUUAUGCAACAUUACAAUGAUCGUCAUGUCAAAUAUUUGAUCAGUCUCCAACAUUAUUGACACAAAAUGUGUGUACUGUAUGUAAUUUCAGUACACUGCAGGAUCCAGAGCCGCUAUCAGGGAUAGACGUGGCCCAACACCUGGGCAACCUGAGGUUCAAGGUCUGGGAGAAAAUGCAGAAAAUGGUUGAAUACACCCCUGUGACCCUGGAUGUAAAUUCAGCCCACGCUGAUCUACUGAUAUCUGGGGGUCUCCUGCAGGUGAGUGACACACGGGUGUCCCAGCCUGUGCCUGAUAACGCUGAGCGAUUCGACAGCUCAGUGAGCGUGCUAAGCUCUGUGGAUUUCUGCUUAGGCAUUCACAGCUGGGAGGUGGAGGUGGAGCCUAAGAAUGCCUGGACUCUGGGAGUGGCCAAAGAGGGUGUAGCCCGGAAAGGCAAUGUGAUGGUCAGCCCAGAGGUCGGGAGCUGGGCGAUGGGGAUGUGGAACGGGGAGCAGUAUAGCGCUGGAACUUCCCUCCCUGGGUACCCCGUUGGUUCUGAAGAGGAAGCCCAAGAGGAUCAUGGUCAAGCUGGACUAUGA